AUGGGGCACCAGAUUCCGCCCAAGGCCCGCUUCAAGUACUCCGCCGCCACUGGCCUCUCCGACAUCAGCUUGCCCACUGCUUGGAGCUCCGCCGCCUUCACCUUCCCCGUCAGCCCGCCUCCCACUUUGACCCCCUUCUUCUCCUCCUCCGAGAGUGGUUAUGGUGUGGUUUUCAAAGGAAGACUGCAUGAUGGUCGUCAGGUAGCUGUGAAAUUCUUGCAUGACUGCAUAGGAAAUGGGGACGAAUUUGUGAAUGAGGUAAUGAGCAUUGGUAGGACCUCUCAUGUUAAUGUUGUUAGCUUACAUGGAUUUUGUUUGGAGGGAUCAAAACGAGCGCUUAUAUACGAGUACAUGCCCAACGGUUCCUUGGAUAAGUACAUUUACUCAGAGAACCCUAAAGAAAUUUUAGGAUGGCAGAAGCUCUAUGAGAUAGCAAUUGGGAUUGCUCGUGGCCUAGAAUACUUGCACCAUAGCUGUAAUAUACGGAUUGUUCAUUUCGAUAUCAAGCCUCAAAAUAUCCUUCUAGACAAGGAAUUUAGCCCAAAGAUCGCUGACUUUGGUCUAGCUAAACUGUCUCAUACAAAGGACAGCAAGCUUUCAAUGACUGGUGCUAGAGGAACAAUUGGAUUCAUCGCCCCGGAAGUUCACUAUCGAACCUUUGGAGUGGUUUCAACAAAGUCAGAUGUUUAUAGUUAUGGAAUGAUGCUGCUGGAAAUGGUUGGAGGCAGAAGAAACGUAAAAUCAAUUGUUGAAAAAUCCAGCGAAAAGUAUUUUCCGGAUUGGAUUUACGACCACUUUGCCCAAGAUGAUGGACUCCAAGCAUGUGAAAUCACGGGCGAAACUGAGGAAAUCGCGAGAAAGAUGAUCGUAAUUGGCUUGUGGUGCAUACAAGUAAUACCUUUGUAUCGCCCCACUAUAACAAAAGUUCUAGAAAUGUUUGAGAGACGCGUAGAUGAUCUGGAAAUGCCACCGAAGCAGAGCUUCUGUGAACUACUGUAA
Messenger RNA from Lolium rigidum, 999 nucleotides. Its product is annotated as LEAF RUST 10 DISEASE-RESISTANCE LOCUS RECEPTOR-LIKE PROTEIN KINASE-like 2.4. NCBI's taxonomy places the organism in Eukaryota, Viridiplantae, Streptophyta, Magnoliopsida, Poales, Poaceae. The coding region runs from base 1 to 999 and encodes 332 amino acids. The record is from RefSeq and is a predicted model, not a curated record. Gene Ontology annotation, biological process: protein phosphorylation. The transcript has 2 exons. Gene Ontology annotation, molecular function: ATP binding; protein kinase activity.